UUCACUUCAACAACCCUUUGCUUUUUGAUGUGCCCUGGUUGCUUGCACAACACUUAGGGUAUACAAAUUGAAUUGGUCGGCAUGGCAACACAUAUGGUUAUAUACCUAGUUUCCUCUGAUGUAGUGGUACAUUGGCAUUCACUCCUCAGGUUAUCUAUGUGUGUCACCUUGCUCAUGGUUUUACUUUAUGCUAGUAUGUUUCUUACGUCAUUUCAUUCCAGUUGGUCUUGUCAUGUUAAGUUUACAUCUACAUGCAGGUGGGAGCUACUCUAGAUUCUGUAGAGCUACUUGUGGAAGAACAAGUUCUGGACCCAUUAUUUUUGAAUAAGACCAACGUAAUGGAUGUUGCUCAAAAUCUUUCAACAGCAAAGAAUAAUGAGAUCCAAUUCUUGACGGGUAUGCUGGGUAUGGCUGAGGAGCAGAAUAGCCUUAUCCGCGCUCGUGUUGAAAGCCUUAAGCAAGGAAUGCAAGAUGCCUCGGGCAUUGCAGAUGCCGUACACAAGCUAAGAUGCAGGAGUGUAAGUUACGGGAGCUGCGACAGCAAUGCAAUCCAUGAUGCGUAAUGUGGUAGAUUUCUCCCAUUUAUGUGCAUCUUGUGUUUGUCAUUUUAUUUUAUUCACAAUCAGAAUUUCACUGGUUGCUAAUUGUAAUACUUGUUUUAGCAUGUCUAGAAGCUCAUUUAUAGCUCUCAAGAAUUCUUGUUGUUGGACGUUUUUCUGUCAUUUUGAAGAAAUUGAGAAAUUGUUUCUAUUGCUCUUAUGUUGAUGUUUU
Molecule: messenger RNA, 771 nt
Organism: Corylus avellana
Lineage: Eukaryota; Viridiplantae; Streptophyta; Magnoliopsida; Fagales; Betulaceae
Source: RefSeq, a predicted model, not a curated record